Anolis carolinensis (green anole) is the source of this 950-nucleotide messenger RNA. Its product is annotated as C-type lectin BfL-2. The coding region runs from base 234 to 740 and encodes 168 amino acids. NCBI's taxonomy places the organism in Eukaryota, Metazoa, Chordata, Lepidosauria, Squamata, Anolidae. The record is from RefSeq and is a predicted model, not a curated record. Gene Ontology annotation, molecular function: signaling receptor activity. The transcript is spliced from 6 exons.
AGAAUCCAACUUCCUUUAAGGUUUGCAAACACAGGUGGGACAAUUCCUUAGAAUUGUCAACACCGUUGAGUGUAACUCUUUGACGUGCUUUGUUUUUUCGGGUAACAGGUGCCCCAUCUACAUUCCUAUAAAUAUUCCUGGGAUCUGCACAUCCAGCACAUGCAAGAAACCCUCCCGAGAGAGACGUUGGACCAUUUGCCCAGAAGAAGGAAGGCAAAGAGAAGAACCGGAAGAUGGGACCAGUGGCCUCUUUUGGGCUCUGCUUCCUGGGCUGCCUGGCCUUUAGCCUCUCUGUGGAAGCCAAGAUUUGUCCGGAAAACUGGAUGUAUUACAAGGACAAUUGCUAUGGCUAUUUCCCCGAAAAGAAGGACUGGACAGAGGCGGAGAAAGAAUGCCAGAGCCGGAACGCCCACCUGGUCUCUAUCCUGAGCAAAAAGGAAGCCUGCCGAGUCCAGAAGUUCCUGUCCAGAUUCCAACCUGAUGGGAACAUCUGGAUCGGGCUCCACAACCCCAGCAAGUUCCUAGGCCACUCCUUCUGGGAAUGGUCAGAUGGCCAGCACAUGGACCACAGCCAGUGGAAUCUCGGGGAGCCCAACAACUCGGGAAACAGAGGAGAGUUCUGCGCAGAGAUCUGGCGCCCCUCGGCAUUUAAGAAGUGGAACGACGAAGUCUGCGAACGGAAGAACAGCUUCAUCUGCAAGCUCAGCUUGGAGGAAACCGAAGUGGAGUGCUGCCUCUGAGCCGCCAGAAAGUCCUCCAAGUGCCACCUUGGCUUCCCACCACAGAGGCUGGAUGGCCAUCUGUCAAGAGGGCUUGGGUGGUGCCUUCCUGCCUGGCAAGAUGGGGCUGGACUGGAUGACCUCUCAGGCCCUUUUCAACUCUAGGAUUCUGUCAUUUCUUCCUUCCUUCCUUCCAUCCAUCCAUCCCAAUAAACUCUUUUUGUAAAGCAA